Macrobrachium nipponense is the source of this 4392-nucleotide messenger RNA. Its product is annotated as prenylated Rab acceptor protein 1-like. The transcript has 6 exons. Lineage: Eukaryota; Metazoa; Arthropoda; Malacostraca; Decapoda; Palaemonidae. Bases 119 to 736 code for a protein of 205 amino acids. The record is from RefSeq and is a predicted model, not a curated record. Gene Ontology annotation, cellular component: Golgi apparatus.
UGCUCAUCUGUUUUGCCUACGUGUGACGUAGGACGUAAACACACCCUGAAGCAAGUAUAAUUACUAGCUGUCAGUAUUUGACGAUGGUAUACUGGCAUAGCAGUUAGCUAGUUAAAACAUGACGGGUACUGUUCCAAAUCAUAUGGAAAUUGAUUUGUCAGGCGACAUAGAUACAACUGGUGACUUCAGAGAGGCAUCAAAGACUGGAUUUCUCAUGCAGCUUCCAGUUCAGUUACAGCUGGCAUCACCAGCAGCUCGUGAAUGGCUCUCUCGGAGACGGGAAAAUGUGAGACCUUGGUUGGCCUUUGUUAACACCCAAAAUUUUAAGGCUCCACCCAAUAUUCAACGAUGGACUAAGAGAGUGACAAAAAAUGUGGAUUACUUCCAGUCAAAUUAUAUGUUUGUUUUCAUUGGACUUAUUCUCUACUGCUUGAUCACAUCACCAUUGUUAUUGGUUGCUGUGGCAGCAUCACUUGGUGCUUGCUAUGUACUUUCAUUGAGAAAUGCUGAAAAGAAGAUAAUAGUAGGUGGCCAUGAGUUACCUCUUGUUCAUCAGUAUGCUGCAGUGGGAAUUCUAUCUCUACCCAUUUUUUAUAUUGUUGGAGCAGGUGCUGCUCUGUUUUGGGUGCUAGGUGCAAGUUUCUUCAUAAUAGUUUUACAUGCCUCAUUCUACAACAUUGAAGCUAUUCUGGGUUCUGAAGAUGAGCCUUUUGAUCUGGAAAUGCAACAGGUUUAAACACAGUGCUGGUGCAGGGGUUGUGUGAAGUUGAGUUUUACAGUAUAUACUUUUUUUUUUAUAGACAAGAUAUUAAAUUAUGAAACAUUGUAGUUGACCUUUUAGUGUCUUGUACUGUACCUUUCUGCUGAUCUGCAUGUUUACAUAACAUCAAUUAUGACAAUACUAUUUUGCAAUGGUAUAAUCUUCUUAUAAUUAAAAAAAUAUUAGUUACAAUAAAGGGAAUUUAUACAUUCUUUAGUGUUAGCUAAGGUAAGUACAGUGGAACCUUGGUUUUCGUACAUAAUCUGUUCCGGAACCUCAAACGAUAUCCGAAAUGUAUGAAAACCGAAACAAUAAUUCCCAUGAGGAAUAAUGUAAACAGUAUUACGUAGUGCGUUCCAGACCCCCAAAAAUAUUAACAAAAAUUAAAUUUUACAGGGAAUAAAGAGUUUUAUUUUACAUUACAUACAGAAAGCAAUGAGAAAUGAAUAAAAAUGAAUAAUGAAACAAAUAAUGAACAUUUAACAUCACUCUUACCUUUAUGAAAGACUUGUUAGUGUAUGGAAGAUAGAGAGGAGGUGAGAUUACUGUAUGGAAGGGGAAUCCCCCUCUAGAAGGACUAUAAGUAUCAAAAACCUAUAUGGGGUUACUUCUCUACAUUUUUUAGUGGCAUUGUCUGAGGUUACUUCCUCACUUUGUUUUUACUGGCACUAGGACCAGCAUGAGAGUCACUAGACUCCUGUCGAAUAACAAAACUAGCCAGAGACAUUUGUUUCUGAUACCUCUUCAGUAUCUGCCUAAAAUGAUACAAAGCGUUGUCAUUAAACAUGUUAGAGAGACAGAUUGCAACGUCUUUGUUAGGAUGAUAUGUCUCAACAAAAUUUUUGACAUCACUUUGCAAACAUUUCUGUAAUCACUGAAGUAGGUUCCUCCUUUGCCAUUUUUGCUGUGCCUGCUAAAGGUCUUUUAGCUCCUCAGUGGUUAGCUCUUCCCUGUGGGCAUCUACUAACUCUUCCACAUCCUCGCCAUUCACAUCCAAGCCCAUGGACUUCCCCAGAGACACAAAAGAUUCCACAACAGGCGUAGGGUUGUCAGGUCAGCCUCAAACCCUUUGAAAUCCUUCUUAAGGUAACACUGGCCACAAUUUUCUCCAAGCAGAAUUCAUUGUCCUGGAGAAAUCUCUUAGGGUCAAUUCAAUGUCUGAGGUCACUUCAGAGUACCUUUGAAUGAAACAGUGCCUUGGUAUAGAGUUUCUUGAUGUUUGAAAUGAUCUGUUAGUCCAUGGGCUGAAUGAGAGGAGUGGUAUUAGGGGGCAAAAUUCAAUGUGAUGAAUUUAAAUUCAUCCAGCAACUGGUCCUCCAAGCCAGGAGCAUGUGCAGGAGCAUUGACCAUUACCAGGAGGCACUUGAGGGGCAAUUGAUUUUCUUGCAGGUAUUUUUUCACACUUGGGCUAAACACUUCAUUGACACACUCAGUGAAAACUUGCCUUGUGACCCAUGGCUUUUUAUUGGCCUUCCACAUCACAGGCAAUUUAUUCUUGAUCACAUUGUUUUCCUUGAACGCUCGGGGAGUUUCAGCGUGAUACACAAGUAGGGGCUUCACUUUGAAAUCCCCACUGGCGUUCCCACAGACCAAGAGUGUUAGCCCAUCCUUCAUCAGCUUGUUCUCUGGCAAUGAACUUUCCUCCUGGGUGAUGUAGGUCCACUUUGGCAUUUCUUUUUUUUUUUCCAAAACAGGCCUGUCUCAUCUCAACUGAAGACCUGUUGAGGCUUCAGUCUCAAGAUAUUCUGAAUUCAUCAACGAAAUCUUCAGCGACGUGUUUAUUGGAACUCGCAGCCUCCCCAUGCCGUAUGACAGUGUAUGCCCGUGUGCUUUUUUAAUUUUUCAAACCAGCCUCUGCUGCCCUUGAAAUCAUUAGGAGCAGCACUUGCUGUUGGCAUUUUCUUGCUUAAAUCAGCAUGCAACAUCCUAGCUUUCUCACUAAGGAUCACUUUAGACACACUAUCCCCCACAAACUUUUUUCAUUGAUCCACACCAACAGCAGCUUGUCAACAUCUUCCACUAGUUACGAUCUCUGUUUCGAUAAUGAUGUGACCCUUUUUGCAGCAUAAGCUACCUUGAUUUCGUUUCUUUGCUAGGAUCUUGAAUUUUAUCGUAUUUCUCAUCUUUUUAACAGAAGGGCUGGCACUUGCAACUUUUUUUGGCCCCAUGAUGGCUUCUUUGCAAUGCGUUUUAACAAAAUAACCCAAAACACAACAAACACGUGUAAUGAUGUGGACUGUGAGUGCGGUGAUGGUUGGUCAGUGAGAAAGCCAGGAUGGGUUACAAGAGAAAAGACUGGAUGCUUUAUUUUGGGCUUGAUAGGGGGCCCAGUCACAUGCUGGGCCCUGGAUGGAGCGUUUCCACAUGUACGAAAACCAAGGAACAUACGAACAUACGAUAGCAGACAAAAUUUUGUAGAAAAAAGUCUACGAAAAGAGAGGCGUACGAAAACUGAGGUUUGACUGUAUAAUUAUAUUGUGCUGUGCAUCAACAGGAUACUUUUGUAAUAUAAAUGUUGCUAAUUUUGCAUCCGAAGAAUUCGGGGAAUUGAAGUAUUCAUUAAAGAGAUAUAAAUGUUGCUAUCCUUCCUCAAAUUUAAAAAAAUCAUUUAUCACUUACUGGUAUACUGCAUUAUCAAAAAAAUUUUUUAGUAAUCAUUUACCAUAUACUGGUAUACUGCAUUAUCAACUGCUACUUUUUAGAUCUUUAUUAUUCGUAGUUUUUAAUUUAGUGGAACUUAUUACAUGAUAUCUUGAUGCUGAACAGUUUUAGAUGUUAUUACUUCAGAAUUACCUCAAUCUUAUUUACAUAUGUCGAAAGAACAAAUUGCAGUUUGAUAUAGUACAUUCUAUAUUAAAGGAUUUGGUUACUACUAUAUUUUUUUAUAGUUUUAAGAUGCUACACAAGAAGCACUUAACAAAAAGUUCACCGAUAACUAAUUUUGUAAUAGUAUCCGUAACCUUUGUAUGAUAAAGUUGUUUUCAGAUAUUAUAUUGGUACAGUACAUUUAUACUUAUAUUUUUUAUAGUUUUAAGAUGCUACACAAGAAGCACUUAACAAAAAGUUCAUCGAUAACUAAUUUUGUUAAUUACUAAUAGUAUCUGUAACCUUUGUAUGAUAAAGUUGUUUUCAGAUAUUAUAUUGGUACAGUACAUUUAUACAAACUAAAAAAAAUUGGUUUUAGUGAUUUGGUAAUGGUAUGUAGUACUUUAUGGAGGCAGGAAAGGAUUAUUGACACAUGAAUUGAGGCAGAAUGAAAAAAUAAUGUUCAGUUAGCUUGUGUGUUAGUUAUUCAUAUCUCAAAAUUGUUAUCCUCCUUGACUUGACAAUAGUUUAUGUACUGACUGUGAUUUAAGACUAGAAAAUUAAUUUUUUCAUUGUUGCAGAAAUAACUUUCAGAGUUAUAAACAGAGGCUUAUAUCUGAAACCUUUUAACCUUUGCUCGUUGCUCACAAACAAUUUUUAUUUAUUUUUUUCUUUCAUAGAAGCACACAAAUAACACUGUGAACAUAUAUUUUUACACCAAAGAGAAAUCCUGAUAUUUUCCGGCUUCAAAAUAUAAUUUAUGUUAGAUUAAUAUAUUGCUAUUUAUAUGUCUUGGUGUUUUUAUAAAAGAUGUAAUCAAUUGAAAA